This is a messenger RNA of Durio zibethinus, 1254 nucleotides long. RefSeq names its product cytochrome b561 and DOMON domain-containing protein At3g07570-like. The record is from RefSeq and is a predicted model, not a curated record. NCBI's taxonomy places the organism in Eukaryota, Viridiplantae, Streptophyta, Magnoliopsida, Malvales, Malvaceae.
AAUCAUUAUCAACUGCUUCAGCUUGUAACUCAAUAUGUAGACCAAAUUCAUUCCAUAAACCAGAAAGGGAAAACAAGAAGACGAAAAAAAAAAAGAAUGAAGCGAUCCUUCAUUUCCAUGAUCUUCUUCUUCGCCCUGCAAGCGUUAUCAGUCCUGCUGGUGAAUUCACAACAGUCAGAUUCUUGUAGUUCCAGCCUAAAACUCGAUGUGCCCUUCGAUACAACUUCUCUCCACUGCCUUUCUGUAUGGAGCAAUCAUGAUUUCAUCCUCAGAUAUGUUCAGACCUCAUUGACUGUAUGGAGUUUUGUUCUCUCGGUGCCUGAUACAAAUUCCUUUGUCGCAAUGGGGUUUUCGAGCAAUGGAAUGAUGGUGGGAUCAAGCGCUAUGGUUGGCUGGAUCUCAGCUGAUGGCACAGGAACGGUAAAACAAUAUUUUCUUGGAGGCCAGAUACCAAAUCUAGUGUUGCCUGACCAAGGGAACCUGACGAUUGUUAGCAAUUCUUCCUCCAUAACUUCCCAAUCCUCGCGUCUGUACAUGGCAUUUCAGUUGAAUACCAGUCAACCCUUGUCACGGGUGAUAUAUUCUGUCGGACAGAUUGGGGUGAUUCCAUCUUCUCCAGGCUAUGCUUUAGCUGAACACCGUGACAAAGUCUCCACCAUCUUGAAUUAUGUUACAGGUACAAGUGCAACAAAGAGCCCACAUUCAAGAUUAAGGAAGAGCCAUGGAGUACUAAAUAUGCUGAGUUGGGGAAUAUUGAUGAUAAUUGGAGCAGUAGUUGCUCGUUACUUCAAGCAAUGGGAUCCAAUCUGGUUUUAUUCACACGUUGUGAUUCAGUCGUGCGCCUUUAUACUCGGGCUAUCGGGUGUAAUAUGUGGAUUUGUUUUAGAAGAUCGUCUCAUGGCUGAUGUCUCCACCCACAAAGGCCUCGGCAUCUUCAUUCUUGUGCUGGGAUGCCUCCAGGUAACGGCACUUUUUGCAAGGCCAGACAAGGAAUCCAAGCUGCGUAAAUUCUGGAAUUGGUACCAUUACUGUGCGGGGAGAAUUUUGAUUGUAUUUGCUAUAGCAAAUGUCUUUUAUGGGAUUCAUUUGGGAGAAAAGGGAAACGGAUGGAAUGCUGGGUACGGCGUUGUUAUUGCUAUAUUUUUGUUGGCUUCCUUCAUUUUGGAGUUGAAAAUGUGGAGGAGAAAUUAACAUUUUAAAUCUUUAACUGCUCUGUAAUUUUAAUGUAUUUUUUUAUUAUAAAACCAGUUCAUA